CCUUCAUCCUUCAGGUACCAGGCGUCUGGGUACUGCUUGAGCGGCAGAAACUGGCACCACCCCAGAGAGACCCCAGCCCUGAGCGUCCCCAGGGUCUUUCUUACUUAGAAGUUUCUAGAGCUUUGUCAAUCUCUCAGCUGCAAGUCCCUGCAAGGUGGGGCACCCUUGCCUCAGGGACCAAAGGUUUUGGUGCAACCACUGACCAGAUCCGGAAGGCAGCUGUCGUGGGGAGCCUCAGGUUUUGCUCCAGGAUGAAGGGGGAGACCCCGGUGAACAGUACCAUGAGUAUCGGCCAAGCCCGCAAGAUGGUGGAGCAGCUGAAGAUUGAAGCCAGCUUGUGUCGGAUAAAGGUGUCCAAGGCUGCAGCCGACCUGAUGACUUACUGUGAUGCUCACGCCUGCGAGGACCCCCUCAUCACCCCUGUGCCCACCUCGGAGAAUCCCUUCCGGGAGAAGAAAUUCUUCUGUGCCCUGCUCUGAGCUUGUCCUGGCAACUUCCCUCCGGGGGGGGGGGGCUCCCUUAGGUCAGUAACUGCCUCCAGUCCCCAGCCCCUUGCCCACCCCUGGGAGAUAGAUGGUCGCAAGCACAAGCCCCCAGCCUGGAUCCCUAGCCGGGCCUCGAACUCGGGGCGCUGCCUUUGGCCUCCCUCAUGGAAGAGUCAUCGGAUUCUGCCAGCGUCCCUCCCACAUCCCUCCAUGACCCGCUCUGACCCGGGGGGAGAGGGAUGAAUGGGCUGGGCCAGGCCGGGCUGGGGUUGCCAACAGGCCAGGCCAGGCUAAGCCAAGCCAUUUGAAUAAAGUCAUCCAUCAGUCUCUGAGGUUCA
Messenger RNA from Suncus etruscus (white-toothed pygmy shrew), 823 nucleotides. It is a transcript of the gene GNG3, whose product is annotated as G protein subunit gamma 3. Gene Ontology annotation, biological process: G protein-coupled receptor signaling pathway. The transcript is spliced from 3 exons. NCBI's taxonomy places the organism in Eukaryota, Metazoa, Chordata, Mammalia, Eulipotyphla, Soricidae. The record is from RefSeq and is a predicted model, not a curated record. Gene Ontology annotation, cellular component: heterotrimeric G-protein complex. The coding region runs from base 252 to 479 and encodes 75 amino acids. Gene Ontology annotation, molecular function: G-protein beta-subunit binding.